Ostrea edulis (European flat oyster) is the source of this 4504-nucleotide messenger RNA. RefSeq lists its product as uncharacterized. Gene Ontology annotation, cellular component: cell surface; synapse. The record is from RefSeq and is a predicted model, not a curated record. NCBI's taxonomy places the organism in Eukaryota, Metazoa, Mollusca, Bivalvia, Ostreida, Ostreidae. Gene Ontology annotation, biological process: signal transduction; postsynaptic membrane assembly; modulation of chemical synaptic transmission. Gene Ontology annotation, molecular function: signaling receptor activity; neurexin family protein binding. Bases 235 to 4386 code for a protein of 1383 amino acids. The transcript is spliced from 18 exons.
AAGCGUGUAGAUAUACAAGCAGCGUCAGCACCAGUGUUUUUCUGUCGGGGUAAAUAUACAAGCAACGCGCAUACCACUUAUAACAAGAUACUCUCGGCGUGCACUCGCCUAAUGACGACCAUUAGUGACAGAGAUCGGGCACCUGCAGCCUCUUGGAGUAACUGUCCUUUUUCUGGUGCUUCCUUGCAGCCGUUCCGUUCUAGCUACCUGUAGAAGACUACUGGAUACGUGGUUAUGGCGGGUGUUUGUGGGGGCUGUUUAUUCUGGAUGCUUAUUGUCUAUGUGGGAUUCGUGUGUCCCAUACAGAACUCUAAGAAAUCCCCAGUGCGAGAGACAGAGUAUGGCCAGGUUCAGGGUGUCACUACAGAGCCCAUACCCGGACGGACUGUCGCCAACUAUCUAGGAAUCCCCUACGCAAAACCACCAGUCAACAAACUUAGAUUUGAGAAAACACAGAAACCGGACUCCUGGAAUGGAGUGCGGUUCGUAGGAGAACUCCCCCCGGCAUGUCCACAGAACCCGAAUAUGAAUUACGUCAAUCAGCACAGCCCAGGGUUCAAUAAAGAGGAUGAAGAUUGUCUCUAUAUCAACGUUUACGUCCCAGAGCGAGUGUCUGAGAACACUCCCGUAUUCCUCUAUGUGCAUGGCGGCUCGAACCGAGUCGGAAUGGGGGCGAUGCUUCGGGGAGAUAUUUUGGCAGCAUUUGGAGACAUUAUAGUUGUCAAUUUUAAUUAUCGUCUCGGAUCUCUCGGGUUUUACGCCGCUAGAGACGUGGCGUUGACGGGGAACUAUGGCUUUUUUGACCAGCUAAUGGCCCUGCACUGGGUCAAAGACAACAUAAAGAGGUUUGGUGGAGACCCUGAAAUGAUCACAAUAGCUGGUCACAGCGCAGGCGCGGCUGACGUCGGAUUCCACGUGAUCUCACCAUUGAGCAAGGGUUUAUUUCACCGUGCCAUGAUCAUGAGCGGAUCUCCUAUCGCUUUUUGGGGGCUGGCGGCGCCCCACUGGAGGGCAGGCUAUAACAUAGACGAGUUCUGUCUCAGAGACCUCUGCCCCAGACAUCGUGACCCCAAAACAUUCCGAGAGUAUUUGAUGAAUCUGCCUUGGCAGGAAUUUACCAACUACGAGACCACGCCCAGCCCCAUAGACUAUCGGGCAAUUCUAACGUUUCCAGUGUCCAUUAUUGAUGGAGAGUUCAUCACAGAACGACCUGAAACAGCCAUACAGGCCAAGAGGUUCAACUGCGAUUCCUUCGUCUUCUCGGUUACGCGAGACGAAGGGUCCAUUGACGUAAAGUAUGUGCGUGAAAGCAAGAUGAGAGACACAGGCAAAUUUGACGAGGAAACGUUCCGUGACGUUCUGGACUGGUACAAACCCAUCUAUCCCAAAGUCGGCGAACUUAAAAACCUUAUCAUGCACGAAUAUGGUGGCUGGCAACAUUUUCCAAAUCACACGGAGGAAAUUAACAUUCUCCGGCGUUAUACAGAGAUGGAGAGCGACAUUGUGUUCGUGGCCCCCAUGGUAAAGUUAGCUGACCUUUUAACCUCAGCAGGGGUCGAUGACAUUACAUUCUUUACCUUUGACUACCGAUCAGAAGGCAAUCUAAGCGAAUGGGAAGGAGUUCCGCACGGUGCCGAUCUGUUUUAUAUAUUUGGUAUCCCAUAUGUUGGACACCGGUAUUUUAACUAUGAUAAAACAGAUAAACAAGCUAGUGCAAUGGUGAUGACUAUGUGGACAAACUACGUAAAAACGGGGGUGUUUUCAACAGGUUCUACGGACUUCCUGAAGUACGCACAGUCGAGGUCAUACAAUAAGCUUCAUUUGCAGAAUGAGACCUUAGUGGUCAGUAAACUGGACAAUUACAAACCUCGAAGGAUGGCGUUUUGGAAUUCCCUACUACCGUCACUCAGCCAAUCAGUGCCGUGUUCCGCGGGUGCACAGUGCGCCUCAGUACUCUUAUAUAUUGGUAGUAUAGUGUGUCUUAUCUUCUACACGACGAAUGUAUUGAACUUCCCAUCAUAUAAAACAAUUGCAGUUAUUGGCGCGCAGAACGUGAAGAUAAGUUCUUUAAUUUUUUGUCCUGGUAUCUGUACAAAUGUUAAAAUAAACGUGGAUGAUAAUUUUCCAGACGUUUCUGACUUAUGCAAGAUGUCCACCUAUCAACAGAGAAAGAUAGAACAUCAUGAAGCAUUGCGCCAAACGUUAAUAAAAAGCUUCCUAAAUGAAAAACUCACAAAGUUCAACAAAAACAUAACAAAAUGGAAGGCACAAUUACGACGGUACUGCGAUUCCCCCAAGCACGAGGGUGGGACGAUACUGGAUGACUUCCUAUGUCUUGAAAGGAAGGGACGGAUCGCUCCGGGCAAAUAUGAUGAAUUGAUCACCAUGUUCCAAAUCAUUGACAUCCGUGCUGUCGACAUCAUCAAUAAGACAACUGCUACUAUUGCGAACAUUGAAAAAGAGAGAAAAGAAAAGAAGGCUGAAAAGAAAAAGUAUGCUUCAUUGAGAUCCGUCAUUAAGAAGAGCGAGAUCACUCCUGACCAGCUAUCGACCUUGUACGACAUGAUACAGCAAGUUCUACAACACAGCAAAGUCUCACCACACUGGGAGACCGACUUACAGGAAGUCCCAAAGAAUGACAGGAUAUCAAAAACUCCCAGAAAAAUCGGAACUUUACAGAAAUGGAAAUCUGCUGCAGAUCCGGUAAAACUAAGACAGUCUGUUUUAGAAAAAGGAAAUUCCAUCUCCAAAACACAAACAAUGGAUUGGAAGGCACUGUCGCACAUCAUUAAGUUUGUGAAUACUUUCCGGAAAUUGAACGAGUACUCUCUUGAGAAGGUUUACCCGGACGGCAUGUAUGUUACGGGUUACGAAGACGAGCUUCGAAAAGACGAUCAACAACUAACGGUGAUACAGAAUAUAGGAGAUUUCAUGGUGACGUUUUUCUCUUUGGCUGGAUACGAUAUGCAGGAUGCGUCUGUUACGACACAAAUGAACUUCAUGGAACAGGAUGCCUUUUCGAAAUCCUUAAAACGACGUUUGCCAAGCCAAUCAAAACCCAGACAGGUGCCCGAAGCCGAUUACUCUUCAGAGGAAAAAGCCACAGGAAAACUGAAACACUUUGACGUGAUGAUAAGUUACCAGUGGGGAUCAAAAGAUGUGGUGCUGAGGGUGAAGAGUUUUCUGGAGAAAAGCAGGGUCAGCUGUUGGAUUGACCUGGACAACAUUAAAGGCUCCACAUUACAGGCGAUGGCGGAGGCAGUGGAAUGCUCGGACCUCUUCCUAAUGUGUUACUCCUUUAAAUAUUUCACCAGCAAAAACUGUCGACAAGAGGCUGAGUACGCUAAUAAGUUAAACAAAACAAUUAUUCCGCUGAAGAUGGAGAGGGACUAUGAACCGAGAGGAUGGCUAGGGAUGAUUCUGGGGGCCAAACUGUUUUUCGAGUUUUCUGGAAAAUAUCCGUUUGACCAAAAGGCCCAAGAGCUGCUCAAGGAAAUCAACAGUCAUUUACAAAACAUCCCGGAAGUGACGUCUUCAGAGAAUGUCAUGACAACAGAAAAUGAUGCGAGAUCGCAGAAACAGUUGGAGUCUAGAGAGAAUGAAAAAAACGCAGACGGCGAUAGAUUGACUUCGAUCAGGAGAAUGAAAGCGAAAGUGAAACCUGGUAUUGGUCAGAUCACGUGUCGUGAGGGACUGACCUGGCUAGGAAACGGUAACAACGUGCUGAUUUCUAUCGACAAAGACGGAAAACAGAAGGACAUGGUUUGUCUGCGAGAUGAGGAAAUUAAAUAUCACGCAUUCACUGAGGAAGGUGAUAUCCUUCUCAUUCACAAAAACAGCCUGAUGAGGUACGUUAAGAGGCAGUUACGUCCCUUUAUAUCUUAUUUUUCUGAUGGUUAUGUGGCCACGUUUGUCGCUUGUUCAGCGCAGAAUGGCGAUAUUCUUAUUGGACUUCUUAAUAAAGAUGAACAAAGUGCCAAAAUUGUCAGAUUUAACAAAAUCGGAAAAGAACUUCACGUUUCAGAAAAAGAAUCAAAUGGAAAACCACUUUUUGAAUCGCCUAUGCAUGUAGCAAUUAAGAAAAAUGAAGAUGUUUGUAUAUCUGAUUAUAAGAAAGGUGUAGUUGUCAUUGAUAAAACUGGAAACCACCGUUUCACCAAUCCAGUCGCUGAUGCUAUGGGACUGUGUAUAGACAGCCAAGAUAAUAUUCUAGUUUGUGAUGGAAGCGAUAAAAUACAUAUCAUUACGUCAGAAGGAAAAUUACAGCGAACAGUAUCUGUCAAUAGACCGGGUGUGUCAGCCAUUGCGAUCGAUACAAAUUCUACGUUUUUGAUUGGAUUUAAAAAAUCAUGUGUAGUUGAAGUUUAUCGUUACGAGUUCGUGUAGAGAAAUGGCAUCCUGUGGUAGUUGAAACUUUCUGUUUGGGUAUAUAUUCUAACUGAAACUUGUUGUGUUCAUAAUCAGACCAUAGAUAAGUUGUUGCAAUAAAAUAUUAUGGAUCGCC